AUGUCUGAUAAAAGAAAAUUGUUAUAUUAUUUCUCAAAAAAACCUGAUAAUUUAGCACAAGAAACAAAUAAUACACCUCAAUGUACAACAACAAAUUCAGAGAUCAUGAAUAUAAACGAAGCAAUCGUGUUAACUGAAUUUCGUGAUGCACCAUCACCAUUAUCCUCAUCAACAAGUUUAACUCUUCAUGAUCAAUGUGAAAUCUAUGAAAAUCCCUCCACAACAACAGCAAUAACACCAACAUCAUCAACAACAACAACUUCAACAUCAGCAACACCAACUCCAACAGUAACAACACCAACAUCUACACCAAUCCCAAUAGUAACAACACCAACAUCUACACCAAUCCCAAUAGUAACAACACGAACAUCUACACCAACUCCAACAGUAACAACAUCAACAACAACAGCGGCACAAGAACAUGAUUUAUUAAAUAACAUUUUUAUGAAUGAUCCAUCUAAGCGAGACCCAUGCCCAAGUCCAAAAUAUGCGAAAGAUUAUCUGUUAGCAGGACCAUAUCAACCAAAUAGUAAAUUUCCAACUAUUAACCGUCGACAUUUUUGUUAUCCUCGGUUUCAACUUUACAAAUGGCUCGAAUUUAGUGAAAUGACGAAUAGAGCGUAUUGUUUUGUUUGUCGUUAUGCUUAUUCCGAAGCAAAAUUUAAUAAACAUCAAGCGACAAUAUCACAUAAAUAUGCUAACGAUCUAUGGAUUAAUGCAGUUAAGAAUCAUAAAAAUAAUAAUGAUGUUGCAAAACAAUUAAACAGACAGCAUGAAAAACAAGCUUCUGAAAACAGAUUGUAUCUACAGGAAAUAAUUCGAACAAUUUUACUUCUUGCUCGUCAAGGUUUGGCACUUAGAGGUCAUAGAGAAGAUGAAGAGUCAGAAAAUAAAGGUAAUCUUCUUGAAUUACUUGAAUUGAGAAGUUUUGAUAAUGAUUUGAUUAAAAGUAAAUUUAAAUCUUUGCAAUAUACACAUCAUUCGAUUCAAAAUGAAUUAUUAUGUUUAAUACACGACAAUAUAUUAUCUCAAAUUGUGUUCCAAAUUAAAAGCGCCAAAUACUUUUCUAUUAUGAUGGAUGAAUCAGUUGAUAUUUCUCGUCAUGAACAAGUGUCUUUAGUUAUACGUCAUGCUGACGAUCAAUUUCAUGUAUAUGAACGUUUUAUUGGAUUUCAGCGAGCAUCAAGUACAACUGGUGAAGCUUUGUUUAAAUUAUUAGUUAUGUGGUUAAAACAACUCGAUUUGGAUAUUAAUAAUAUAGUUGGUCAAUGCUUUGACGGGGCAAGUGCAAUGAGGGGCACAUAUAAAGGUGUAUCAACUCGUUUAUUACAAAUUGUACCUACUGCCUUAUAUGUCCAUUGCAAUGGACACAUAUUAAAUUUAUGUUUAGUUGACUUAUCACAAGCAGUGGUACCUGUUAGAAAUAAUUUUGGCAUUACGAAUCACACUAAAAGGACGUCGGAUAUUUAA
Rotaria socialis is the source of this 1470-nucleotide messenger RNA. Lineage: Eukaryota; Metazoa; Rotifera; Eurotatoria; Philodinida; Philodinidae. The record is from the annotation of a GenBank genome assembly.